CUCCCCAGGAUCAGGGCUAAAGGACGCGGGUGUGCGACGGGCCCCGCCCCGCUCUGCCCAGAAAGGAGUUGAGGGCGGAGAGACAGUUCUCUCAGUACCCGCCCAGGCUGGGGAGCCGGUAGCCCCGGGGAAAGUGGGGACGCAGGUUAAUGAGGCCAAGCGAGCGAGGCGGGACUCCGUCGGCAGUCGGGAGGCGCCAGCGAGGGGUGCCGCCGCGUCGGCGCCCCCCAGGAGAGCCCCCUUUCGCCCGAAAUCCGCGGAAGCCAGGCGGGGCCCGGAGGCCCCCGGGAAAUGGGGCUCUGGCCCUCUGUGCCGCCGAGGCGCCGGAGGGGCUGGGGCAGGCGGCAGGGGCGGGGCGGGGCGGGAGUGGCUGGGGGCGGGGGCAGAGGCCCGCGGGGAGGAGCCGGGAGGAGUACAGGGGCCUAGAGGGCAACGCGAAAACUGUGUGAGGCUGGCGGCCGGCGGGGAGUCGGCGGGUGUGGACUGGCCGGAGAGGAGCCCCGCUCCCGAAGCAGUCCGACGAGGUGGCUUAGGGGGCAGACAGACAGACUGCGGGGAGGGCCAGCAUGCCCCCACUGCUGCACCCCGCCCUGCCGCUGCUCCUGGGCGCCACGCUGACCUUCCGGGCGCUCCGGCGCGCGCUCAGCCGCCUGCCCCUGCCCGCACACGUGCGCGCCGACCCCCUGCGCACCUGGCGCUGGCACAACCUGCUCGUCUCCUUCGCGCACUCCAUUGUGUCCGGGGUCUGGGCGCUUCUGUGUCUAUGGCAGACCCCCGAGAUGCUGGUGGAGAUUGAGACGGCAUGGUCGCUUUCUGGCUAUCUGCUUGCAUGCUUCUCUGCAGGGUAUUUCAUCCACGACACGGUGGACAUCGUGGUUAGUCGUCAGACACGAGCUUCUUGGGAAUACCUCGUUCAUCACCUCAUGGCCCUGGGUGCCUUCUUUUCAGGCAUCUUUUUGAACAGUUUUGUCGGCGGGGGAGUCCUAACAUUGCUGGUAGAGGUCAGCAACAUCUUCCUCACCAUCCGCAUGAUGAUGAAGAUAAACAAUGCCCAGCACCUCCUCUUGUACCGGGUCAACAAGUAUGUCAACUUGGUCAUGUACUUUGUCUUCCGGCUGGCCCCUCAGGCCUACCUCACCCACUUCUUCCUGCGUUAUUUGGGCCAGAGGACCCUGGGCACCUUUCUGCUGGGUAAUCUGCUCAUGCUGGACAUCAUGAUCCUCAUCUACUUUUCUCGCCUUCUCCGCUCAGACUUCUGCCCUGAGCGUGUCCCCAGCCAGCAACACAAAGACAAGUUUUUGACAGAGUGAGAGGCGCAGAGCCUGCAACUUGUGGCAAGAGCAAACACAGCCAAGAACAGCCUCACACAUAUGAGAAUUAGCCCCAGGCCUGGGGCAUCCUCUGCACCUACUAUUGAAAAUGCUAAUGAAAGCA
Molecule: messenger RNA, 1434 nt
Organism: Zalophus californianus (California sea lion)
Lineage: Eukaryota; Metazoa; Chordata; Mammalia; Carnivora; Otariidae
Gene: TLCD1
Product: TLC domain containing 1
Exons: 4
Coding region: 567-1310 (247 amino acids)
Biological process (GO): membrane assembly; phospholipid homeostasis; plasma membrane organization
Cellular component (GO): plasma membrane
Source: RefSeq, a predicted model, not a curated record